GUGGCUAUAGAGCAGAGCUGAGCCGCCACAACCGUCAGUCCGGUGCGGCAACAGCAGGAGACAACAUCAGCAUGGCUGUGGAGAUGGAACCCGCGGAUGUGAUCCGCCUGAUAAUGCAGUACCUCAAGGAGAACAACCUCUACCGAACAUUGACCACAUUACAGGAGGAAACCACUGUCUCCCUCAACACAGUGGAAAGCAUUGAAAGCUUUAUUGCAGAUAUAAACAAAGGCCACUGGGAUUCAGUCCUGCUGGCUAUCGAAUCUCUCAAGCUGCCUGACAACAUACUUAUUGACCUUUAUGAGCAGGUUGUAAUGGAGCUCAUUGAAAUGAGGGAGGUGGGCGCAGCUCGCUCGCUCCUUAGACAAACUGACCCGAUGAUCAUGUUAAAGCAGACCCAGCCAGAAAGGUACAGCCACUUGGAGAACCUGCUAACAUGCUCCUACUUUGACCCUCGUGAGGCAUACCCAAAAGGAAGCAGCAAGGAGAAGCGGCGCAGAGCCAUAGCUGAGGCUCUGGUGAGGGAGGUCAGUGUGGUGCCCCCUUCCCGCCUCAUAGGACUCCUGGAACAAGUCAGUUCUAUGAGAAUACAUACAGAUCAUCUUUCCCCUGAUAUGACCAUUGAUACCACUGCCAGUAAGGAGAGAUAUGUGGAGAAAGAGAGCUUUCCAAACCAGCUGUACCGCCACAUCAAGUUUGGUCGGCGGUCACAUGUGGAAUGUGCCCGUUUCUCACCUGAUGGAAAGUAUUUAAUUACGGGGUCAGUAGAUGGGUUCAUUGAGGUCUGGAACUUCAACAGUGGAAAAAUUAGCAAGGACUUAAAGUAUCAGGCCCAGGACAGCUUCAUGAUGAUGGAUGAUGCUGUGCUGUGUAUGUGCUUCAGUCAGGAUACAGAUCUACUGGCUACAGGAGCUCAGAAUGGCAAAAUAAAGGUGUGGAAGAUCCAGAGCGGCUUGUGUCUUCGUAGGUUUGAGCACGCUCAUAACAAAGGUGUGACUUGUCUGGGCUUCUCCAAAGACAACAACCAGAUCCUCAGUGCCUCCUUCGACCACACCAUCAGAAUCCACGAACUGAGGUCAGGCAAGACACUAAAGGAGUUAAACGGCCAUUCAUCAUUUGUAAACGAUGCCUUCUUCACUCAAGAGGGAUUUCACAUGGUCAGCGCCUCAUCAGAUGGCACCGUGAAGAUUUGGAACACAAAGUCCUGUGACUGCGUCCACACUUUCAAAUGUCUGUCGAGGACACCGGAUGUCCCCGUCAACAACGUGAUCCCUCUCCCCCAAAAUCCAGAGCACUUUGUGGUUUGCAACCACUCCAACGCUGUGGUCAUCAUGAGCAUGCGUGGCCAGACUGUGAAGACCUUCAGCUCAGACAGAAAAGGAGCAGACUUUGUGUGUUGCACCCUGUCACCCCGCGGGGAGUGGAUUUACUGUGUGGGGGAGGACUUAGUGCUCUACUGCUUCAGCUAUACAACAGGAAGGCUGGAGAAAAUGCUGACUGUUCACGAGAAAGAUGUAAUUGGCAUCACUCACCACCCGCAUGAGAAUCUGAUCGCCACUUACAGUGAGGACGGCCUGCUAAGGCUAUGGAAGCCUUAAAGUGUCACCUGCAUCAUAAUAUGGAG
Archocentrus centrarchus (flier cichlid) is the source of this 1624-nucleotide messenger RNA. Its product is annotated as WD40 repeat-containing protein SMU1-like. The transcript is spliced from 12 exons. The coding region runs from base 72 to 1598 and encodes 508 amino acids. The record is from RefSeq and is a predicted model, not a curated record. Gene Ontology annotation, molecular function: protein binding. Gene Ontology annotation, biological process: mRNA splicing, via spliceosome. Lineage: Eukaryota; Metazoa; Chordata; Actinopteri; Cichliformes; Cichlidae.